Messenger RNA from Calypte anna (Anna's hummingbird), 1761 nucleotides. RefSeq names its product kelch like family member 35 (gene KLHL35). Bases 1 to 1761 code for a protein of 586 amino acids. Gene Ontology annotation, molecular function: protein binding. Lineage: Eukaryota; Metazoa; Chordata; Aves; Apodiformes; Trochilidae. The transcript is spliced from 6 exons. The record is from RefSeq and is a predicted model, not a curated record.
AUGGAUCGAAUGCUGAAAGAAGAAUCAAAUUUCAGGACAAGCAGCCUGGAAAAUGCAACGAGGGAGCCGAGCAAAGAAAAGCUGCACAUGAAGCUCUGCAGUGGGUCCUGCCACGCUGAGCAGAUCCUCCAGACAUUGAAUUCCUACAGGCAGAGUGGCAUCUUCACAGAUGUGGUGCUCUCAAUUGAUGGCCAAGAGUUCCCCUGUCACCGUGCCACUUUGUCAGCCAACAGCACUUAUUUCCGGGCCAUGUUUGGUGGCAGUCUCAAGGAAGGUCACCAGGACAUCAUUAAUAUCCAGAAGAUUCCUGCUUCCACCAUGUCUCUCCUCCUGGAUUAUAUGUAUGGGGGGAACAUCAUCAUUCAGGAGGACAACGUUGAAAGCAUCUUGGAGCUGUCUGACCUGCUGCAGAUCUCCAAGCUCAGAGAUGCUUGUGUCACCUUCCUCGAGGGCCAGCUCCACCCCUGUAAUUGUUUGGGCAUCAUGAAGUUUGCUGAUUCCUUCUCAAUCCCAUCCCUGACGGAGAAGAGCAAGAGGUUCAUGUUGGAAUGUUUUGUGGAGGUGUCAUCCCACGAAGAGUUCCUGGAGAUGGGUGUGAAGGAACUGGUUGAGUAUCUCUCUGAUGAGCAGCUGGUCGUCCCCAAGGAAGAAGUGGUCUUUGAAGCAGUCAUGCGUUGGGUAAGACAUGACAUCCCUGCCAGGAAAGGAGCCUUGAAGGACCUCCUGGAGCACGUCCGUCUGCCCCUCCUUGACCCCACCUAUUUCCUGGAGAAGGUGGAAAUGGAUGGACUCAUCCAGGACUCAAAGGAAUGCAUUCCCCUGCUCCACGAGGCCCGCAAGUUCUACAUCCUUGGCAAUGAGGUCAGCUCCUUGAGAUCAAGGCCCAGAAGGUUCAUGGAGCUGGCAGAAGUUAUCAUCAUCAUUGGGGGCUGUGAUAAGAAAGGCCUCCUGAAGUUGCCCUUCACAGACCUCUACCACCCCAAGAGCAGGCAGUGGACAGCCCUCUCCAGUCUGCCUGGCUACACCAAGUCAGAGUUUGCUGCCUGCACGUUGAAGAAUGAUGUGUACAUAUCAGGAGGACACAUCAGCAGCCAUGAUGUUUGGGUGCUCAGCUCCCAGCUGAACGUCUGGAUCAAGGUUGCUUGUCUGCAGAAAGGCAGAUGGAGGCACAAAAUGGCAACACUUCAGGGCAAGAUCUAUGCUGUGGGAGGCUUUGAUGGCUUUUACCGCCUCUCCAGCGUGGAGUGUUACGACACCUUCUCCAAUACUUGGUCAACUCUGGCCCCUCUACCCCAAGCUGUGAGCUCAGCAGCUGUGGUCUCCUGCCUGAACAAGCUCUAUGUGAUGGGUGGGGCUGUGGAUGACACCUCCAACACUGAUAAGGUCCAGUGUUACGAUCCAGAGGAGAACAAGUGGACACUCCUAUCUCCUACCCCUUUUUACCAGAGGUGCAUCAGUGCUGUCUGCUUGGACAACAUCAUUUAUGUUGUAGGUGGCCUCCUCAGUAAAAUCUUCAGCUAUGAUCCAAGGAAAGACAGCUGGGGAGAAGUGGCCACCCUUCCUGGACCUCUGGAAAGCUGUGGUCUGACGGUGUGUGGAGGGAAGAUUUACAUCCUGGGGGGCCGAGAUGAGAAUGGGGAAGGCACAGACAAAGCCUUCACUUUUGACCCUGGGAUGGGGAAGUUGGAGCAGCAGCCGCCGCUGCAGCGCUGCACCAGCUACCACGGCUGUGUCACCAUCCUGCAACGCAUGAACAGAUGA